This is a messenger RNA of Pollicipes pollicipes, 2172 nucleotides long. RefSeq names its product G patch domain-containing protein 1-like. Gene Ontology annotation, cellular component: nucleus. The record is from RefSeq and is a predicted model, not a curated record. Gene Ontology annotation, biological process: mRNA processing. Gene Ontology annotation, molecular function: RNA binding. NCBI's taxonomy places the organism in Eukaryota, Metazoa, Arthropoda, Thecostraca, Pollicipedomorpha, Pollicipedidae.
AUGGAUUCUGACAGUGAUGAUGACAAUGUGCACUUUGGGACUCCUCUGGAGCCCCUAGAAGAAGGUAAGAUCGCCGCCAAGCGGCGACCACCGGCACUGGAGGAUCAGACGGCGCGCGACGCGCGCGGCCGCCAGCGCUUCCAUGGCGCCUUCACGGGUGGCUUCUCGGCCGGCUUCUUCAACACGGUGGGCUCGCGGGACGGCUUCCAACCGGCGACGUUCGUGUCGUCGCGCUCGAGCCGCGCCGAGGGCCGGUCCGCAAGACCCGAGGACUUCAUGGAUGACGAGGACCGGGGUGAGCACGGGAUAGCGCCCCAGCGCGUGCAAGCCAAGCAGGACUUCCAGGAGGCGCCGACAGGUGGCACGAAGCGAAGACAUCCACAGUUCGACGAGGGCCCCAUUCCCGGGCAGCCCGUGCUCGAGCAGCUGAUCAAGCCGGAUACGGUGGGGGUGCGGAUUCUGAAGUCGAUGGGCUGGCGGCCCGGCCAGGGCAUCGGGCCCCGCGUCACCCGCGCAGAGAAGAAACAGCAGCAGAAGGUGUACGGCUGCGCGCGCCCUCCCGGCGCCGACUCCGCCGUGGCCGCCGACUCCGACUCCGAUUCGGACUCGGACGCUGCGCUGCGGGAGGUGCUGCUGGCGCCGGACGACUCGGAGGCGCCGCUGGUGCGGCCCAAGGACGACCUGUUCGGGCUGGGCUACCGCGGCCUGGAGCGGCGCGCCGUGCUGGGGCCGCCCUCCGGCGACCCGACCCUCCGCUACAGGGACGCCAAGGGCAAGCUGGCCGUCCGCGGACAGGCGUUCGGCGUGGGCGCCUUCGAGGAGGAGGACGAGGACAUCUACACCACCGAGGACAUGUCCAACUACGACUUCUCCGAGUCGGGCCCGGAGCGCGGUGCGCGCGGAGGGCGGCCGGCUCCCUCGGCCGCCGACCUGCUGUCGCGCGCGCUGGCCGGCUUUCAGCUGGCGUCGAGCCGGCCGGCGGCGGCCCCCCGCUACCCGCCGCCGCCGCUGCCGGCCGACUUCCGGCCCGAGCACCGGGCGCGCGGCUCGCGCUUCGCGCGCUACGAGAAGUUCCUCAAGCUGUCGGCCGCCAACAGGAAAGAGGACUACCGCCUGCUGCUGCCGGCCUCGAUGACCGACUGGGAGCGGGGGCGCGAGGUCAGCGAGUUCGGCCGGGCGGCCCAGCUGUUCCGGCCGCUGGCCGCCUCGCUGGCCGACCGGUUCGUCUCAGCGGGCACCGCCGAGCAGGAGCGGCCGACGCCGGCCGCCCGGCCCGCCGACGACCCGGCGGCCGAGGCGGCGCGGCGCCGCAUGUUCGGUCCGCUCACCAGGCGGCGCCAGGAGUGGCACCCGGCGCCGCUCCUCUGCCGCCGCUUCAACGUCAAGAACCCCUACCCGCACUCGAGCCUGGUGGGCACGCUGGGCUCCGGAAGCGGCCCUGCGCGCUCGCAGUUCGAGGCGCUGGACACGUCCGCCCUGGAGUCGGAGCCGGGAGGGCACCCCAAGAGCGGCCGGUUAAUGUGGGACCUGCUGCUGGCCGACGAGGCGGCGCAGGCGGGUCAGGACACCUCUCAGCGGGCGGCCGCUCCUGGGCCUGCCGAAGCCCCGUCGCAGGUGCCGGCGACGGUGCCGGCGCCGGUGCCGGCCCAGAAGCCGCCGGCGGACCUCUUCAAGGCCAUCUUCGACGACUCGAGCAGCGACUCGGAGGCCGAGCCGACCGCCGUGACGUCACAAACUCCGGCGGCGACGUCACAAACUCCGGCGGCGCCGCCGGCCGCCGUCAAGAAGGCUGGUUUCAGCCUGUUCGACAACGUCAACCUGGACGAGCUGAACAGCUGGCGGCGGAGCAAGCCAUCUGACGACGAAUACGGUCCCAAGCUCCCGCCGCGUCCGCCGGGCGGUGGUGCCGCGUCCCGCCCGCUGGUGCCGGAGAGGCACCGCGAUAGUGAUGGAGGCGAGUGGAAGGAGAAGUCACCCGGCCGGCACAAAAAGAAGAAGAAGCACAAGAAGAGCGAGAAGAAACGGAAGAAAAGUAAGAAGCGUGCGAGUGAUGAUUCGGACUCGAGUGAUCUGGAUGGUGAGCUGCUGAACAAGCUCAGGGAAGUGGCAACGAAAAAGAAGAAAAAGAGCUCGCAUCGUUGACAUCAUGGAAUACAACAUAACGGGGCCGUG